UAACACCAGUGUAAUCAUUUGUCCGUGAACACAUUUUCAAAGACCGUCAAAAUCAAAUCUUCUCCUUUACUCAACUCUGUCAACAAAGCAACAGAAAAGGAAAGUAGAAAAGGACUUCUUGUCUCCUCUUUCUUUUCCUACUCACUUCCUCUCUUUUGUUUCUGUGAUGCAACUGCUUCAUGUCGACAAUAUUCUCUAUUGCCUUCUCCUCAGUCCCUUCAAUUCAGUGAUUCAGUUCCAGACUUAAGUAGUUUUUGGCAAAUUCUUUGGUAUUUAAGGCACUUAUCUCUAGCAUUUUUCUCUUCUUUAAUGGAGCUGCAUUGGUGUUCCUAUUCGUGGACGUUUCUUCUGUCUUCUGUCUUCAUCACAGUUGCUUUCUGCUAUCCUGAAGGAUUCUUGAGCUUGUCUUGUGGUGGAAAUACUACCUAUGUUGAUUCCUCCAACAUUACAUGGACACCAGAUGGUGCCUAUAUCUCAGUUGGUAACAUGACUACUGUUAAUUUUCUUGAGGGUUUCUCCUCCUCUACUCUCCCAGUUAGGUUCUUUCCUGAUUCUUCAAUUAGAAACUGUUAUAAGAUUCCACUGAAGAAUGUGUCAUCCCUGGUCCUUGUUAGGACCCAGUUUGUGUAUAAGGAUUAUGACGGACAUAAUAAGUCACCUGCAUUCUCUGUUUCUCUUGGGAGGGCUAUUACAACCACUGUCAAUCUUACUAAUACCGAUCCAUGGAUUGAAGAGUUCAUAUGGCCAGUUGAUAAAGACAUUCUAUCUUUAUGUUUUCACUCUCUUCAAGAUGGUGGAUUUCCAGUCAUUUCAUCCCUUGAACUUAGGCCACUUCCUCAAGAAGCUUACAGCAAUGCCUUGGGAGAUUUUCCUAAUAAGUUACUGAGGAAAUGUUAUCGUAUUAAUUGUGGUUAUAAUUGGUCCUUAAGGUACCCGAUUGAUCAGUAUGAUAGAAUUUGGGAUGCUGAUGAGGACUUCAGCCCAUUUCAUGUGUCUUCUGGUUUUGAUAUUCAAGCCAAUUUCAAUAUGUCAGUUCUGAAAGAGAGCCCUCCUGCGGCUGUUCUUCAAACAGGAAGAGUUUUGGCACGGUGGAAUGAUAUGACAUAUAACUUUCCCAUUGAUCACCAAGGAGAUUACCACAUUGUUCUCUACUUUGCUGGGAUUCUGCCUGUCUCCCCUUCAUUCGAUGUAAUGAUAAAUGGGGAUAUUGUUCGAUCAAACUACACAGUGAAUCGAUGGGAAGUCAGCAGUCUGUUCUUUACAAUGAAAGGAAUUGAGAUCUUGAACAUCACAUUGAAGACUGUCCACUACUAUCCAUAUAUCAAUGCUCUUGAGGUUUAUGAGAUCCUAGACAUUCCCUUAGAAACUUCUUCAACAACAGUUUCAGCCCUCCAGGUUAUUCGGCAGUCAACUGGUCUAUAUCUUGAUUGGGAAGAUGAUCCAUGCUCUCCUAAAUCAUGGGAACACAUAGAAUGUGAAGGAAAUCUGGUAACUUCAUUGGAGCUUUUUGAUGUUAACUUGAGGUCAAUCAGCCCAACAUUUGGUGACCUACUGGAUCUCAAAUCAUUGGACUUGCAUAAUACUUCACUUGCUGGAGAGAUACAAAACAUCGGCAGCCUGCAACAUCUUAAGAUGCUGAACUUGAGCUUUAAUCAGCUUACAGCUUUUGGUUCAGAGUUAGAAGACUUGAUAAACCUUCAAGUUUUGUUAGUCUCACUGCUUGCAUUCAGACAGGACUUGCAUAACAAUAGUUUUCAGGGAACAGUACCUGAUAGCAUUGGAGAACUUAAGGACCUCCACUUACUGAAUCUAGAAAACAAUAAGCUGCAAGGCCCCCUACCACAAUCUUUGAACAGAGGAAGUUUACAAGUCCUAUCAUCAGGAAAUUUAAAUCCUACAAUUGAGACACCACAAGUCACUGUCUUUGCACCCACAAAACGCAAGCGCCAUAAUCGAUUAGCAGUUAUACUUGCAGUUGGAGGAGCUGUAUUUGCUCUAUUUGGUGUCUUUAUAUCUGUAUUCUUGUACAUAAGGCGAAGAAAAACUGGAGAUACAUAUGCAUCAAGAACUGCAGCAGAAAUGAAAAAUUGGAAUGCUGCAAAAGUAUUUUCAUACAAAGAAAUCAAAGCUGCUACAAACAGCUUUAAAGAGGUCAUUGGCCGAGGUAGUUUUGGAUCUGUUUAUCUUGGGAGGCUUCCUGAUGGUAGACAAGUUGCUGUUAAAGUUCGAUUUGAUAAAACUCAACUUGGUGCUGAUUCUUUUAUGAAUGAGUUAGAAGGAUUCUGCCAUGAGUCAAAGCAGCAAAUUCUAGUUUAUGAGUAUUUACCUGGAGGAUCACUAACUGAUAACCUCUAUGGAGCAAUGAGGAAGAAAUUGACACUAAGCUGGGUGUGCAGACUGAAAAUUGCAGUUGAUGCUGCAAAAGGUUUGGAUUACUUGCACAAUGGAAGUGAGCCAAAGAUCAUACACCGUGAUGUGAAGAGCAGCAACAUACUUCUAGAUGCUGACAUGAAUGCUAAGGUAUCUGAUUUUGGCCUUUCUAAGCGAGUAACUCAAUCAGAUGCAACUCAUGUUAGCACUGUUGUCAAAGGCACUGCUGGCUAUCUUGACCCCGAAUACUAUUCCACUCAACAGCUCACAGAAAAGAGUGACAUAUACAGUUUCGGAGUCGUUCUGAUUGAACUUAUUUGUGGCCGAGGUUCACGUAGCCACUCGGGGUCUCCAGAUUCCUUCAAUUUAAUCCUAAAGAUUAAGGGGUUUGACUCAUGUGUAGGAGUUGCCCUUAAAGUUUUUCAUUUUACACUUUAACCUAUCUCAUAAAACCCAAGUUGCCCAAGUUCUUCUUCUUCUUCUUCUUUCCUUUUUUUCCUUUUCUUCUUGUUGUUCUUCUCUCGCUAUUGUUGUUGUUGCUAGUGCUUCAUUGUAAUGACCCUUCAUGUCAUUUUUCAUAUUUUUGCUUUUCGCCAUCAGAGCCUUUA
Capsicum annuum is the source of this 2978-nucleotide messenger RNA. RefSeq names its product probable LRR receptor-like serine/threonine-protein kinase At5g48740. Gene Ontology annotation, biological process: protein phosphorylation. NCBI's taxonomy places the organism in Eukaryota, Viridiplantae, Streptophyta, Magnoliopsida, Solanales, Solanaceae. Gene Ontology annotation, molecular function: protein kinase activity; ATP binding. The transcript is spliced from 16 exons. The record is from RefSeq and is a predicted model, not a curated record. The coding region runs from base 310 to 2808 and encodes 832 amino acids.